AUGCAUUCUGUCGACCUCCACGGUAGUCUCCGCAAAGGAGACCCCGUCAAGUUCUUCUCGAAGGACUGUGCCGGCCUCGUGGCGGCCACAUUUGCGUCGUCGUUUUCGGCUGAUUGCCUCAAUAACGUGAUCGGUCCGAUGUUAAUGAAGCAUUUUUUCUUCAGCGCAAACGAGUUGGAAGCUUCGCGUCGUCUGAUUGCGAUGCCUUCCGCUUUCUCCUUCAUUUUUGGGUUGCUCUCGGAUUGCUACCCGAUCAUGGGGUUCCGACGCAAGGCGUAUUUGAUCGUCAGCCUGGUGACAACCGUGUUGAGCUACUUCAUCCUUUCAGCAUUGAACAUGUAUGGCGAAAGCCUCGAACAAGGUACCGCAAGCACCGUGUUGGCAGGAGGCAUGAUGCUGUUCUCAUCACUCGCUAGUAUUGGAAACAUGGUCACGUACAUGUGCGUUCACACUCGAGUGAUCGAGCUGGCUCAACGUGAACCGCUAGUUAUGCGUGGCUCUGUCAUCGCGACCUAUCAGAUCUUCCGAUAUGCGGUCUUCGCUGCCACGAGCGCUGGUAUUUAUGUUGUUCGGAACAACGUGGCGCACCAUAGCACGGAGUUGAUUGGAUUUGGCUUCGUCAUAUCUCUCGCAAUCCCGCUUGUGUGGAAUGCUUGGGUGGAAAAGUAUUACUCACUUUCGACUUCGAUAAGGACUCGCGGCCAGAUUCUAUGGAGAGUCAUGCAGCAGAAAGCAGUGUGGAGCAUUCUCGUAUUUUCGUGCAUCUCAACCUUAUUCAACACCAUCAGGUUUCGAGAUCACGAGUUACUUGUGAGCUUUUGGGCGGGCGCUAGCAGUGACAACAUAUAUUUACUGCAAACCAUGAGCUUCACCACGGUAAUGUUGAUGGACAUAGCGUGGCGCUACUUCUUUAUGAAUCGACCGUGGCGUGCAUUUUAUGCAAUGUCCACUGUGCUGCUCGUGGUGUCUAAAAGCAUCCAGGCUACGUGCGUUAUUCUGGACAUUGUUCGGAACCGAUACUUCUACCACGCGAUGAAUGUAUUCGCAAGUAUGUCAGGCGCUAUCUCCUGUCUAGCAAGUAUAGUACCUCUCACGGAGAUCAUCCAAGAAGGCUCUGAAGGUGCCAUGGUUGGAUUGAUGAUGUCGCUGUACUUUUUGGUCGUCACCUUCGUUCAGACAAACUCGAUGGGGCUGUUCAAAGGCGCAAACUUCUACGAAACUGAUGACGUUGGAUCAGACUCCCCGGAAGCGCGUUUGAUUGUGCUUAAGACGAUCUAUAUAUGCUAUGGCAUUAAUGCCUUGGCACUCAUUGGUAUCUUCUUCUUACCGCGACAGAAGCUUGACACGCAGCAGAUUCGAAGUUACGGCGGAUAUACCAAGUGCGUGAGUGCUACUGUCCUCGCGUUCGUUGUGGUGCUCUUUUCGUACUCGCUGAUUGUCACGAUACUCACGUUGGUGCCAUCGACGUCUUGCUUGGGCAUUGCUGGUGGAGAAGGCUGCUAG
Hyaloperonospora brassicae is the source of this 1503-nucleotide messenger RNA. The record is from the annotation of a GenBank genome assembly. NCBI's taxonomy places the organism in Eukaryota, Oomycota, Peronosporomycetes, Peronosporales, Peronosporaceae.